This is a messenger RNA of Etheostoma spectabile (orangethroat darter), 1872 nucleotides long. RefSeq names its product endothelin converting enzyme 2a (gene ece2a). Gene Ontology annotation, molecular function: S-adenosylmethionine-dependent methyltransferase activity. The transcript has 4 exons. The record is from RefSeq and is a predicted model, not a curated record. Bases 318 to 1055 code for a protein of 245 amino acids. Lineage: Eukaryota; Metazoa; Chordata; Actinopteri; Perciformes; Percidae.
AAAAAUAACCGCGGGAAAGAAGAAGAAAACAUCAACAAGGAAAUACCGGCGUAUUUUCAAAACUGAUAAGUUAUUAAAGGACUCUGCAGCUUUUAGACUCACUUCGAAAAUUAUUUUAGAAGUAGGAUCAAGCGGGAGGGGAAAAUACGACUCACUGCGACUUGUCAUUAAUAUUUAUUGUGUUGUGGAUGUAGAUGCGUCUGCAGUGAGUGUACCUACACGGUGUGUGGCACUUCCAUGCUGGGAAACUACAACACGUGGGCUCCGUGCGUGUUUACUGAUUACACAGCCAGUGGCUUUAACGAGGAAUUCAGAGCAUGGACUACCUGCCGGAUGACAACUCCAGGUACAAAGACGUCGACUACUGGGAUGAAAGAUACAAGACGGAGCAGAGUUACGAUUGGUUGGGCAGAUUCUCCAAAUUCCAGCACCUUCUGGAAGAGCACGUCCACAAAGAAGACUCUAUUCUGAUACUUGGUUGUGGAAACAGCAGUUUGAGCGGCGACAUGUACAGCGCCGGCUACCACUCCAUCACCAACAUAGACUACUCCUCUGUGUGCAUCAGUGCAAUGAGGGCCAGGUACAACGAGUGCCCCCCUAUGACCUGGCAUGAGAUGGACGUGCGGCAGCUCUCCUUCCCCAAUGCGUCCUUCGAUGUCAUCCUAGAGAAGGCCACGCUGGACGCCAUCAUGGUGGAAGAGAAGACACCUUGGGAGGUGUCCCCUCACACUGCCGGCAUCAUUCACCAAGCACUCUCGGAGAUCAGUCGCUGCCUGAAGCCUGGAGGACGGUUUGUCUCCGUAACCUUCGCCCAACCCUUAUUCAGGAAACGCCUCUACGCUCGCACAGAGUACAACUGGUCCAUUAGGAAGUACAGCUAUGGAGAAGGCUUCCAAUAUUUUGUGUAUGUUAUGACCAAAGGAGAGGAGCUUAGCCCAGAAGAUGCAGCUGUGGAGAAAAAGCACCUGGAGGACACCAAAUCCACACCUACCGGCGUCGCCGCAACACAAGAUGAAGACAAGGAAGACUUCCUGUCUCACAUCGAUUUCAUUUAAUAUUUCACUAGAUUAUCUAAAGGAAUCUUAAAAGAAAAAACUGCGAUAAUGACUUCAGAAACUCAAACUUCUCCACCCUCGCGAAUCCAACAGAAACGUCCUCUGUUACUCAAAAUGUCUACAUCACCGUUUUAAUGGGAUUAGGUAAGGAAUUAUAUAUUUUAGUAGUUAUGCUCUGGGCAUAGAUGUUCAUUUAGGCUACGUUUACAUUGCUACGUUAUGGUUUAAAAGCCAAUAUCGGCGCCUGAGUACCUCACCUGGUGGAGCAUGCAGCCGCGGGUUUGACUCCGUCCUUUUGAUUCAUGUCGUUCCCCCCCCCCUCUUUCUCCCAUGUCUAAAUAAAUAAAGGCCUAAAAAUGCCCAAUACCUUUUUAUUAUUUUAUUUUAUACACAGAUCGUUUUUUGGCUUUGUUAAAAACCAAAACAUAGCAAUGGAAAUGUAAACUUAGACCUCUUUGGGAAUGGAUUCAGACUACGCACCACCAGGGAAAUGACUACAAAUUAAAAUCCAUAAUGUUACAUAUGACAUAUUCUGUCAUAGUAGCAAAGAAAGUUGUCUGUUUUUUUAACUUACCAGAUGAUUUAAAAAUUCAUUGUAUGUCGCGAUACAGUUGUUACAUUCCCAAAGUAAAACUUGAUACAGUAACGUAUAACCUGGAACAAAAUCAGUUUUGAAACUAAUUAAAAGAAAAUGUGUGACACCUAUUUACAUGAAUAGACUAUUUGCAUCCUUUACAUAGACACGUUGUUUCUCUAAACAAGGGGGGGGGGGGUUGGAGUGGUUGUGCCAAAUAACAUAGAUUAACCCUUACAUUGU